This is a messenger RNA of Prunus avium (sweet cherry), 1798 nucleotides long. RefSeq names its product NAC (No Apical Meristem) domain transcriptional regulator superfamily protein (gene SOG1). Gene Ontology annotation, molecular function: DNA-binding transcription factor activity; transcription cis-regulatory region binding. Lineage: Eukaryota; Viridiplantae; Streptophyta; Magnoliopsida; Rosales; Rosaceae. The record is from RefSeq and is a predicted model, not a curated record. Gene Ontology annotation, cellular component: nucleus. Gene Ontology annotation, biological process: regulation of DNA-templated transcription.
UCGAGUUAAAUAUAAAUACCCGAAGUCCUGUUCGAGUCAAUUGGUCGGUCAGUCGAAGUAGACGAAGCGCGGAGCGGGGAGAGAGAGAAAGCAAGUCGGCGGCCUUUGGAGCUCUGAACUCUGAGUUGGGCUUGUUCAUCGUUAUCGCUCACCUAUGGCUGGACCAUCAUGGUUGGUGGACAAAAAUAGAAUUGCCACAAAAAUCAAGAGUGCAUCUGGAACCAGUGAUCCUGAAAGAAUUAAAUGGCAAAGCAACCCAACUAGAGCUUGUCCAAAUUGCCAAUAUACAAUUGACAAUAGUGAUGUUGCUCAAGAGUGGCCGGGUUUACCCAAGGGUGUAAAAUUUGAUCCAACUGAUCAAGAGAUUAUAUGGCACUUAAUUGCAAAAUCUGGUGCAGAGGAGUUAAAACCCCAUCCUUUUAUUGAUGAGUUUAUCAUAACUGUUGAUGAUGAUGAAGGAAUUUGUUGUUCCCAUCCUCACAAACUACCAAGUGUUAAGCAAGAUGGAAAUGCAUCCCACUUCUUUCACAGAGCAAUUAAGGCUUACAAUACUGGAACCCGAAAGCGCCGAAAAAUACAUGAUGGUGAUGGUGAUGUUCGCUGGCACAAGACUGGAAGGACUAAACCAGUGAUGUUGGAUGGGGUUCAAAGAGGAUGUAAGAAGAUUAUGGUUCUCUACAUGAGCACGGUCGGAGGAGGCAAACCUAAGAAAACCAAUUGGGUUAUGCAUCAAUAUCACCUGGGAACUGAGGAGGAUGAGAAGGAUGGAGAGUAUGUUAUAUCCAAAAUAUAUUACCAGCAGCAGCAAGUCAAGCAAGCUGAUAAAACUGAUCAAGAUCUUCCUGAAAGUAUUGAUCUAGUUAUCACAAAAGUAGAUCCAGUCACUCCCAAGUCGGUGACUCCUGAACCUCCGCGCACUGAACGAAAGCUUGCUGAUUUUGAUUUGGGACAAGAUACUCCUGCUACUUCCAGAGAUCCCUUUCCUCAGCAUCCUGAGAUGGACCAUGCUGAAGAUGAAGUUCAUCCUGAGAUGCACCAUGCUGAAGAUGAAGUUCAUCCUGAAUUUGAAAAGCCUGACCAUUAUGAUCAACACAAUGUAGAAAAUGAAGCCGAUGAAGUAAUAAAUAACACUGAAAACAAUGCUCAGGAAGAUCCAAAAUGGUGGGACAGCGAGUCACAGAAUCUUCUGGAUUCGCAACAACUUGUGGAAGGGUUGUCUCUGUGUGAUGAUCUUCUUCAGAGUCAAUCUCCAAUUAGGGCUGGACAUGAAAAUGGUGAACCAGCACAGGUCAAACCCCGUCUUGCUGAUUAUGCUAAGCUAGGACCAGAGAAUUUAAAGAAGGAUCUAGAGGAGUGCCAAAAUAUUGUCCUUGAUCCUGCAAAUAUUAUGUUAGAAGAUACACCUCCAGAUUUCCGACUUAGCCAGCUCGAAUUUGGGUCACAGGAAAGUUUCCUUUCUUGGGGUGUCAAGUUGGCUGACUGAAUAUGGUUUGGGCUUUCUAGUUUUGAGUAUGGUUACAUGGUGGUAAAUAUUUUGUAGCUACAUUUUGAUUUAACUUUGCCUGUCAAAUCAUCUUCAGGUUCUGAGAUCUAACCUUUUGCCAAACAGCUUGAAUCGUGAUAUCUGGUGGGAAAAGACUUUUUUUUUUUGUCAAGGGUGGGAAAAGACUCUUUGUAACUGUAAUUCACCGAUAUUUUGGGUUUGAGCCUUGAUCAAACUUACACUUCUGCCCUCUUUAAGCUUCAAGCUGAAAUGCAGUUGUUUUAUCUGGUUUGUUUUGUAUCUUUGGAUUGGAAA